GGAAGGUUGACAGUAUUUUGUGGCCUUUUUCUGGAUGUUGGAUCAUCACAUUUUUUUAUUAACUUGCCCUAGUCCAAGAGAGACUAUGUUGAUUUCCAUAGCAUGAUUAGAGUGGGAAUGGCAGGGAAGAAUAAACUCAGGAGAAUCAGAAUUGAACAAAUAAAUGAAAAAGAAUUCUCCAAAUCCACUUUCUUAAUUACUCCUACCCUGAUUGUGCCUUCUGUGGUGGGAACAGUGUUACCCAGUAAUAACUUCAGUGGAGGCCGAUGUGUAUUAUAUAUAGCCAGUGGAGGUUCUAAGUGUAUUUUUAUCAAUCACCUUUUCCUCUUGUUUCUCUUGUUUUUAUUUUAUUCUUUGCAGUCUUCAUUCAUGUUCUGAGACUGUUGUCAGAUGGAACCAUGGAUCCUGCAGCAUUAGUAGAAGCCAUUGUGGAAGAAGUGAACUGUCCCAUCUGUAUGACCUUCCUCAGGGAGCCUGUGAGCAUCAGCUGUGGCCACACUUUCUGCCACAGCUGUCUGUCUGGACUCUGGAAGCUCUCAGGAGAAUCCCAGGACUGGGGCUACACCUGUCCCCUCUGUCGAGCUCCUGUGCAGCCAAGGAAACUACGUCCCAAUUGGCAGCUGGCCAGUGUUGUAGAUAAGGUCCGUCUGCUAGGGUUCUGUGUGGAAAUGGGGCUGAAGACUGAUGUGUGUACUCUCCACAAGGAACCGCUAACGAUGUUCUGCAAAGAGGAUGACGUGGUAACCUGCAAGGCUUGUAACCAGUCCCCAGCGCAUGAAGCCCACAGUGUUGUGCCCGUAAAGGAUGUUGCCUGGGAAUAUAAGUGGAAACUCCAGGAGGCUCUGGGACUUCUCAGGAAAGGACAGGAAGAAGCCUGGAAGCUGGAAGUCAGAGAGAAGGAACAAGCUGCCAGAUGGAAGACACAGAUGGAAAUACGAAAGCAGAGCAUCCUCUGGGAGUUUGAAAAAUAUCAGCAGUUAUUAAAGGAAAAAGAACUGCCGUGUGCGCAGGUGGAAGAGGAGGCAGCUGCAGCUCAGGCUAGCCUAGAGCAGGAGGAGAGAGAGACACUAAACAAACUGGAGUUGAGACACGAGAAGAUCAUCCAGCAGAGCCAGGUCCUAUGGAGGAUGAUCGUGGAGCUGGAAGAGAGAUCCCAGAGACCUGUACGCUGGAUGGUGCAGGGUAUUCAGGAAGCUUUAAACAGGAGCAAAUCUUGGAGCUUUCAGCAGCCAGAGCCAAUCUCCUUGGAGCUAAAGACAGGUUGUUGUGUGCCAGGACUAAGAGAGAUCCUAAAGACAUAUGCAGUGGAUGUGCGCCUAGAUCCAGACACAGCUUACUCCCGCCUUGUCGUGUCCAAGGACAGAAAAAGUGUGCACUAUGGAGACACCCAACAGAACCUGCCUGACAAUCCUGAGAGAUUUUAUCGCUAUAACAUUGUCUUGGGCAGCCAGUGCAUCUCCUCAGGCCGGCACUAUUGGGAGGUAGAGGUUGGCAACAGGUCUGAAUGGGGCCUGGGAGUAUGUAUGGAAAAUGUAGAUCGGAAGGAGGUGGUCUAUUUAUCCCCCCACUAUGGCUUCUGGGUGAUAAGACUGAGGAAGGGAACAGAGUACCGGGCAGGCACUGAUGAAUACCCCCUCUUGCCCUUGUCAGUCCCUCCACACCGAGUAGGAAUCUUCCUAGAUUAUGAGGCCCAUGACAUCUCCUUCUACAAUGUGACUGAUGAUGGCUCCCACAUCUUUACUUUCCCCCAUUAUCCCUUCCCUGGCCGCCUCCUGCCCUAUUUUAGUCCUUGCUACAGCAUUGCCACCAACAACACCACUCCCCUCACCAUUUGUUCCCUGGUUGGGGAAGACUAGGAGAGAUACCAUACUAAGCCAAUGUUGGAAUUUGGCCUGGUACACAGGACUGCUGGAGAGUUCUUCCAUUAAUAAGCAUACCCCUGAACCCAGCUUAGUACCUAGAGAUCCUUCUACCUGACCUCACGGUACCUUGCCUUUAGGCCAAACUGUUAGUACCGCUCACAAAAAAAGCAGUCCAGUCAGAUAAGCAUUGUGACCCAUGAUGGAAACAUGACAGAGAUGAUGGGCUUUGUCUACUCUGGAGGUUACAAUUCCUCACUGGUUCCAUAACUAAGUGUGUGCCAAUGAGGAAAUGAUUGCAUGCUCCAGAAAAGCUUUUAAAUAGGGUUUCCAGUGAGACAAAAUAAGAGUGCACCUGUCCAGAGUUGACUGCCAUGGUGAAAGGGUGCUUCACCUGAGACUUGCUGUUACCAAACAAACCCUGAGCCCCAGACUUGAGAAACACACAAUCUGUGCUCUCCCAGCACGGAGUGCAGACCUCACCCAGGAUACUUAGUGCAUCACCUCCCUGAGCUUGGGGUUGGGGGGAGGUCUGUGUCCUGGGACUGUCUUUUCUCUAAGAAGCAGGAUCAGAAAAGUUGGGGUCCUUAGUUUUUAUUUUUUACUUUAUGGAUGAAGAAACUGAAACAGCCUUAAGUUGUUUCCUACAGGGAGUGGGAGGUAAGAUUUUAAAGGUUGUAAAUGAUUUUCACAUUCAAAGGAAAUAGAGUUGACAACUCACAGAUCACAAGUCCCAGUGACUCAUUACAUUCGGGUCUGAAACAUGUUUGAGAGGAUUUGUGUGACCUUUUUGGAAAAGUGGCUCUAAUCUGGCUUAAAAUAACAUGUCCUUCUACCUCACCAAUUCAUUGUAAAAUCACAAAAUCCACCCCAUACUUUUGUUCUCUGUAGAGAAGGGAGGGCAAACAAUGGAUUCUGCACAUGGCAACCAUCCCCCUUUGCUGUAUGCAGCCAGAGCCUUCAGAGCAGCAUGUUUCUUCCUUAUGGUCCCUCCCAACAGCCUAGAGCCCUUUGAACAAAAAGAUGGCCAUGUCACACUGUGUCACAAGGGUACACUGACACUUGUCCACAGAGGUAUGUUGUAUAUCCGAUUACAUGUGUUUGUCUCUGGCUUAGAGUGAGGUCUGUCAAAAUAGAAAGCAAGAUAAUAGCAAGGAAGAUGAAAUAAAGUCAUCAGGAAGGAAGGAGAGCCCAUUCAGCAGCUAGCUAGUAUUAAAUUGGAAGCUAGCUGGUGUUAAAUUGGGAUCUUCAGACGCCACCAAAGAGAUCAACUUGGUUCAUGUUAUCAUGUAUAACAAUUCUCUUUAAGAUGUAGGAGAGAAAAAAUGUGUGGAGAGAACCAUACUAAACAAAAGCCAACUUAGGAGUCAGAUGAAAGGAAUAAUAAAAAGGAAGUAAAAUUGUAUACUGAACUGUUGGUUUACAGUGGUUGUUAUGUCAGGGAAAGUUAUACAAAAAUGGCCCAAAAGUAACAAAAUUGGCAUGUGACAAAAUUGGCUCUGUCUAUGGGAAGGGACCAAUUGUGUGUUGCUUCCAUGUUCCCAGGUUUGUAUUUUAUUGCACAUACAAUUUAAAUGAAAUUAUUAAACAUAUCAGACUAUUUCAGUCAUCCUAUAUCCAUAGCAUUCUCACUAAAAAUUGAAAUUUUAUGCAAGCAUAGUGUUUACAGCGUCAUACAGUCUAGCCUCAUUCAUCUUUAAAACAUUGUGCACUCGUCUAGGGAACUAAAUAGUAGAGCUUUAUGUUCACGAACCUUUUCUAAGGAAGCACGUCAGCAACAUCUUCAUCCUCUCCCGGAUCUGCUUGGUCCUAAUACCAUAAAUGACAGGGUUUAAGGUAGGUGGGAUAAUCAGAUACAAGUCAGCUAACAACACUUGAGUGUGCAUCGGAACUACAUCGUGCCAUAACCAUGCUAUAUAUAUGGAUGCCAUCCCAGGGAGAUAGAAUAGACACAUAACUCCCACAUGAGAGCCGCAUGUGCUUAAUGCCUUCCUCUGUGCAUUCUUUGAGGACAGACCAAAUACUGCCCUGAGAAUCAAAAUAUAGGAGGCAGCAAUGAAGACCGUAUCAGAGCCCACAAUAAUAGAAGAACAAAUCAAGCUAUACAAACUGGUGGGCGUGGGGUCUGCACAUACUAACUUGGCCACAGCCAUGUGUUCACAGUAAGAAUGGAAAACUACAUUGGAACCACAGAAAGGCAAGUGACUCAACAUCCAACUUAAUGGAGUCACAGAAAUGACAGCUCUACUGAUGAUAGUCACACAUAAUCCCAGCAUCAAUUUAGGUUUGAGAAUUCGUUUGUAGUGUAGGGGCUUGCAGAUGGCCACAUAGCGAUCAAAAGCCAUGGCCAGUAGCAGCCCUGUCUCCACAGCUGUGGCUGCGUGGAUAAAGUACAUCUGAGUGAAGCAGGCAUUAAAGCUGAUGGAGCUGUCUCCUGAGCUGAAGAUGCUCACCAUCUUAGGUACCACAGAAGAAGCCAUAACAAUGUCCACAGCAGCCAAAACACAUAGAAAGAAGUACAUGGGCUCUUGUAGAGUGGAAUCUGUGCAGAUCACAGUAAUGAUGAGGGUGUUUCCUAAGAGGGCUGUGCUGUACAUAGCACUAAAUGAGAUGGCCAGCCCGAGAUAGGAAGACUGCAAACCUGGGAUGCCCACGAGGAGGAAGGUGGCAGGAGAUUCCAUUGUGUGGUUGUAGGAUGGUCCUGACAUCAUAGGUGAGAUGGGCUUUCUGUUACAAUAUAAAGUGAUGGAAGAUGAGAGGAUGGAGUGCCACCAGAUGUGUUCCUCUCUGUGGUACAGGCAAAUCUGAGUGUCGAGGCAGUGUUUUCCAAAUCAGAAAACACAAAUUAAACCAUUUUGCUCCAUUUCCCAUGCUCAUCAAGAUUGUCUGUGUUAACGGAGUCGACUCAUUGGUCAGAUCAUCUGUUGAUUUUCCUCCUUUAGGAAGUCUGUGGCCUUUCUCCUCUCACAUUGCAUGAAGAGGCAAAGUUAGAAACCUUUCUCAUAAAAUUUCUCAGAAUGACUAGAAAAGAUAUGAACUGGCAGUCCUAAUGCUCUACCUCAGUCUCUCUUGUAUUUUCUAGUGGGUGACUCUUGUUCAAGUGGUAUCAUUGUCAGAAGAUGUUGGUUGAUCUUCAGGGUAAAACCUAGAGUUUUUCCUAGAAUCUGAAACAAAGCUCUAUGUGCUUCUUUUGCCCUGCUGCAGAAAGAGAAGGAACUAAUUAUAUUGCUUCUAGAGUCACACCCCACAACUAAAAACAUCAUUGUAUCACUUACUACCUGUUUUUCCCUUGGUCAUAUCAUGUAAACUU
Molecule: messenger RNA, 5169 nt
Organism: Cricetulus griseus (Chinese hamster)
Lineage: Eukaryota; Metazoa; Chordata; Mammalia; Rodentia; Cricetidae
Source: RefSeq, a predicted model, not a curated record